AGUGAGUGAGGGAGCAACAAAAAUAAUCCUUACCUUAUUCUUCUCACACACAACAAAACAAUAUUAGUAAUGGCUCAAACCAUGUUGCUCACUUCUAGUGUUUCAGGCCAAGCAUUGGAUUUGAAGAGACAACCAUUGCUUGAAAGACUCAAACCCAAACCAUUCUCUCACAUCUUACUACCCUCACGUCCCUCUUCUUCUUCAUUUCAUGCAAAUACCACCACUGCUCUCUUCAAAUCAAAAGCCAAAGCUGCCCCUGCCAAGAAGGUUGAAAAACCAAAGCCAAAGGUUGAAGAUGGUAUUUUUGGCACCUCUGGGGGGAUUGGUUUUACCAAGCAAAAUGAGCUCUUUGUGGGUCGUGUUGCGAUGAUCGGCUUUGCUGCAUCUCUGUUGGGAGAAGCAAUAACAGGGAAAGGAAUUCUAGCACAACUCAAUCUUGAGACCGGUAUUCCCAUCUAUGAAGCUGAGCCUCUUCUUCUUUUCUUCAUCCUUUUCACCCUUCUUGGAGCCAUUGGAGCUUUGGGAGAUAGAGGCCGCUUUGUCGAUGACCCUCCCACUGGCCUUGAAAGGGCUGUCAUCCCUCCUGGCAAAGGACUCAGAUCCGCAUUGGGCCUUAAAGAAGGAGGUCCACUAUUUGGAUUUACAAAAUCAAACGAGCUGUUCGUGGGACGAUUGGCUCAGUUGGGGAUUGUAUUCUCUAUAAUUGGAGAAAUAAUAACAGGGAAAGGAGCUCUGGCACAGCUAAACAUAGAGACAGGAGUUCCAAUUGGUGAUAUUGAGCCCCUUGUGUUGCUCAAUGUUGCCUUCUUCUUCUUCGCCGCAUUGAAUCCUGGAACUGGAAAAUUUAUCACAGAUGAGGAAGAAGAAAAGUAAAUGUUAGUUUUUGAGAUUUUUGCAAGAAACUGUCAUGUAGUUUUUUCUUCAUGUAUGUAAUAGUAAUCUCAAACUUAAAAACACUAGUGAUUCUUUGUUUCCUAGA
Camellia sinensis is the source of this 979-nucleotide messenger RNA. Lineage: Eukaryota; Viridiplantae; Streptophyta; Magnoliopsida; Ericales; Theaceae. The record is from RefSeq and is a predicted model, not a curated record.